This is a messenger RNA of Stegodyphus dumicola, 4312 nucleotides long. RefSeq names its product lewis-type alpha-(1,3)-fucosyltransferase-like. The record is from RefSeq and is a predicted model, not a curated record. NCBI's taxonomy places the organism in Eukaryota, Metazoa, Arthropoda, Arachnida, Araneae, Eresidae. Gene Ontology annotation, molecular function: fucosyltransferase activity. Gene Ontology annotation, cellular component: membrane.
UUCAGUAAAUGGAAUUGGUUGCCUUCCACAGAUGAGCUUCAGUGUCCGGUCAGGGAUUGCUUUGUUACUUCCAAUCGUUCUUUCGUAAAGAAAAGCUCCUCGGUGAUACUGCAUUGGCGGGAUAUUAAUCCACAUGAUUUGCCAAACUGCAGACCUCCGACACAGAAUGGAAAAUGUCCGCUGUUGGUUCUGUUCAAUAAAGAAGCCCCACCAAACACGCCGAAAGAAACAAUUUUCCCGAUGAGAGAGAAAAUUCAUUGGACUGUAACCUACAGAAGGGAUUCAGACAUAUCUUCUCCGUAUGGGACCAUUGUGGAAAGAACGAAUGUUUAUAAACCUCCAGAAAUUAAUCCCAACCGCAAUCUGGUAUGCUGGCUAGUGAGCAACUGCAAAACACCAAGUCAAAGAGAAAUCUACGUCAGAGAACUUACAAAGUAUGUUAAAGUGGAUAUUUAUGGAAAAUGCAGUAAGAAGGUGUGUCCAAUGCAAAAAGUUAUAGAUUGCUAUAAGUGGUUAUCGAAAAAAUGCAAAUUUUAUCUGUCUUUCGAAAACUCGAUCUGCGAAGAUUACAUCACAGAGAAACUGUUCUAUGCAUUAUUGACAGACAUGGUUCCUAUUGUUAGGGGAGGUGCGAAUUAUUCUGAAUUGUUGCCUUCUCAUUCCUUCAUCGAUGUAAAAGAAUUUUCUACUCCAAAAGAUCUUGCCGAAAGGUUAAUUAUUCUCAAUAAUGACGAAGAACAAUAUAUGUCAUAUUUCCGAUGGAAGGAACACUAUGAGGUAAAGAAUGUUUCAUACAUAUGGCUGUGCGAACUUUGUGAAAAAUUACACAGUAUUUCAGAUAAAUAUAUUGAGCCUAACAAAGAAAUAUCUUCGUGGUGGUUUAGCAAAUCCAGUUGCAUGUACAAAUUGCAAAGUGAUUCUGUGCUUUCUUGAUGUCAUUUGGUACUUCCAAAAUGUAAUUUUGUUAUUUCAGUAAUAUUUAAAAUUUUAUUUUUUUUUGGAUGUCAUAAAGACUAUGAAUGCGAAAAAACAUCAAAAUUUAUUUGUUCAUCAUUGUAUAUCCAAUUAUAUGCAUUUGUGAACGUAAUUUUCUAUUUCAGUAAUGUUAUUUCAACUGCUUACGUACACGUGUCUAAUAUUUAAGACUAAGCUCCAAAACUACACCCACAGGAUCCUGUGAAAUAACUUGUUGUGAUCUACAUAGUUAAAAAAAUAUCAGGGUAGUAGAAACCAACUACAUCUUUUGGCAGAAACGUUUCAGGACGAAGAUAGCAAAACAUAGAACAUUGCAUUUACCAAAUAAUGAUCCUAGCUGCUAUCAAAGUUGUUCCCUUGGCUGCAUAUACACAGCUGCCAACGUAUCUGGAGGUCACGGAAGCAAGCAGGGAAAUCUUCAACUGCGAUGCUUACAAACUCAUUUGUCACAGCCCGUUGAAUGUCUCCAAUAAUCUUCAUGAAGCUUUCCUUUCAGUCACCUUUUCACCCACGGAAAUAAGAAAAAAUCACAAUAAUAUUUGACACAAAUGUGGGAUUAGCUCUGGCUCUAUCCAAUAGUUUAGCAGAAAUUCUUCGUCUUUCCUCUUUCUGUUCAUCUGUUAGUGAGUGAGGGAUGAUUCAUGCAUUAAGUUUCCGUUUUCCUAAAUCUUCGCGUAAAGUCUUAUGACACACAUCACGAUUAAAAUUCAGUUCUUCUGAUAUCAUACGCACAGUGACACGAUAGUCUUCUUGCAAUAAGUGCCUUACACGCUCCACGUUUGCAUCGGUAUGUGCUAUAGACGGGAGACCAGCUCUGGGAUCGUCUCGCACUGAAUCUGUGCCUUCACGAAACCUUUUGUGCCACUCUAAAACACCACUUCUUGAAAGUGCCUCUCCUGCAUUUGUUUGUUUAAUCAUAUUCCACGUUUCACUGCGAGUUUUCCCAAGCUUAACGCAGAACUUAAUGUUCACUCUUUGCUCGCAAUCAGCAUUCACUGUGUCACUUUAACGAAUGCGACAACAAUCAGAACAGUGUUGCUAGGCACAGCCCUGCCACCUAGUUAAGUUUGCGUGGAAGUAAAACUAUCCUGGAACUUUUCUGACAAAGGAUGUACUAAACCAAUUUCCAUUGCAUUUAGGGGUUCUUAUUAGCUCGAAAGCAAAUGGAAAGGAAGUUAACACUACUGAACUAGUUGUAUUACUAUUGAAUUAACGCUACUGACCAUCUACUAGAAAUUUUAAUUGGUAAAGAAUAAAUCUUAAAGCGGGAAAUUUUCGUUAUUUGCAAGUUUUCAUCCUUGAACAAGGCCUCAAAAUAUAUAUAUAUCAGUAAAGUUCUGGAACCUCACUUGUCGUCUUAAAGCUUAGGGUGGAAUAUCGACAUCUGGAAAGUAUUCCAGGUGAUUUACACCAGGCUUGUUUGUUUCUACGAUUGUACGAGAAUGAUGUUUAGUGUAAACAACUAAAGACAGUCGACUUUAUAUUGAUAGCUGGUUGGCAUAUAUUCUGCUUUGUCCUACAUGGACAAGAAUAAUCCUCCAAACUGUGACUUACAUGUGAGUAAUACAGGCCUAUGGGCUAGGAUACCGAUUGUGUGUGUGGUACUAAUCCAAGAGAGCACGGUAGGAAGUAUUUGAACAGGUAUGAAGUCCACCGACAUAGCAGUAAGACGAUGUAGCAGUGGGCCAAUGUCCGAUGAGAAUCAAUUCAAUCUGCAGUAAGAUUACAGAAGUGAAUUCAACUGGCACGAAAGAAAUAAAGCUGGAGAAUGGCAAUGGCGUCUGAAUGACGGCAUGGUGUGGCAUCGUGGUUGUUAGAGGUACUGAAUUAGAGAUAUUGGCAAUAGUUGUCUAACGAUCAAUAAUUAUUGUAGGCAAGUUACUGAAUGCCAUGGUUCAUUUGUUCUGUUGUGCCAUCAGUGAAGUAUUUUUUCUUGGCCAUACUGCCCCGUUACAUCGAGCCAGAGCAGUAUAGAAUCUCAGUCUCUUGGAGAGUGAGGAAAUUCGUAAGAUUGGUUGGCAUGUAUGAUUUCCAGACUUCAAUCCCAGCUCGCAAUUUUUUGCGAAAAGUAAGCAAGGCCUGAUACUCACUCCAAAUGGAACAAGCUGCUCUAGAAACAUUAAUUAUUAGGUAAUGAGUGUGAUACCUCUUUGUGAUUGCUACAUCACAUUUCUUUGUGUAUAGUUCUUACUGAGAAGUUAAAUUUCCUGGGCACAAGCACUUAUCAUUCCUCCUUCACAUUUGCUACAUUACUAUGUGCAAUGCUUUCACAACUGUCUUGGUCUUUUUGAAGGAAAAGGUAUUUUCUCCGUCCUUUCUGCAUGCCUUCGUGGUGCAACGGUAGCACACUCGGCGCGUAUUCGAGAGGUCCAUGCUCGAGCGAGGGCAUUACUAUUUUUUCGUAAUUCCUACUUCAAAAUUCCUAAUGACUCUACAAGCUUGUCAAGUCGGUCGCCAUCCAUUUAAAAAUUUACUAAGUACGUAAAAUUAUCAUUCAUUUUUAAGAUCUGGACAUGCUUACACUAAUGUUAAUGAAUUAGAAUUCUAAAAGUAAAUUAAAAGUUGCUUAUAUUUGAGACCUAUUUAAUGGGGACUAUUGCAAUGUAUUCUUAGCAUUCUCUUUAAACGAAAGUCAAUUUAAAUAAUACAAUAGUUUAAAAAUCAGAGUGAUAUAAACAGACAUUUUCUAUUUUACCGUUUUAUGAAUCUGUUAGAAAGCAAAUUUUUAAAAUCAAAUUACAGCAUUCUAUAUUAUCUCAACACAUUAAAGUGUCGUCUGAAGUUCGGAAGCAUCAGCGAAGAGAAACUGAGGACCGAUGGAAAACGGCAAGUUGGCUGAAUUAAGGUAAUUGUAUAAAUGUAUUAUUUAAUGUUUAGUUUAUAAGAAAAAAUGUGGAUCUCUCAGAAAUCUGCUAAAUGAUCAAUAUAUGAGAUGCAUUAAAUGUAAUAUCUUAUGAAAUUUUCAUUUGUAAUUUUCAUUUGAAACCAUCCUUACUUUCUCUAUGAAUGUGAAUAAAUGUUCAUUAUUAAAUAUUUCGUAAGCUAUCAUUUGUUUUCUCCAUAAAGAAAAAAAAAAAGAAAGAAACAGAUAAAGUGAAUUAAAACGCAAGCUAUUUAUUUCAACUCCUCAAAUUCUGACAUUAAAAUUAAAAAGCUAAUUUUUAACAGAAAUUUUUCUUGAGUACUUAAACUCAUAGACUGAGCAAUACUAUAAGAGUUGGUGGAUGUCUAAAGGCUUCAGUCUUCUUUCGAGUCGCCAGUUUAGCACAUGUACAUGGGAUGUACAUAUGAUUUUCGCCAACAACGUAGCAGAAAAAUCUUCGCUUUCUAAAACGUU